Leucoraja erinaceus (little skate) is the source of this 8946-nucleotide messenger RNA. RefSeq names its product polyhomeotic-like protein 3. The transcript is spliced from 16 exons. Gene Ontology annotation, cellular component: nucleus; PRC1 complex. NCBI's taxonomy places the organism in Eukaryota, Metazoa, Chordata, Chondrichthyes, Rajiformes, Rajidae. The record is from RefSeq and is a predicted model, not a curated record. Bases 4761 to 7517 code for a protein of 918 amino acids. Gene Ontology annotation, molecular function: zinc ion binding; protein binding.
CAAAACUAGAGUACAUAGGUUUAAGGUGAGAGGGGAAAGAGGAAAGAUAAUAGGGGAAGUUGAAUAAUAGGGGAAAGAUAAUAGGAACUUGAGGGGAAUUUAUUUUACAGAGGGAGGUGGGUAUAUGGAACGAGUUGCUAGAUGAGGAACUUGAGACAUAAACUAUAACAACAUUUAAAAAGACAUUUGGAUAUGUACAUGGAUAGGAGAGGGUUAUAUGAAUAUGGGCCAAACACAGGUGAAAUAGCACUAUUGUGAGCGGUUGAUCAAUGGCCGGCAUGGGCUGUGGGCCGAAGAGCCUGUUUCCAUGCUGUAUGACUAUGAUUCUCUCUGUAGAUGUUGGAAUCGGAAACAAAAAUAGAAAAUGCUGCAGAAACGCUGCGAAUCAAGCACCAUCUGCGGAAAGAGAAACCAGUCAAUAUUGCAAGUCAAAGAUCCUUCCACAGAACCAGGGAAGAAAGCAAGAAAUUUAGUAUAGUUUUGAGUUACAGCAUGGAAACAGGCCCUUCGGCAUACUCAGUCCAUGCCGAUCAUUGAUCAUCCGCUCACACUAGUUCUAUUUAAUCCCACUAUCGCAACCACUCCCUGCACGCAUGGGGCAGUUUUACAGAGGCCAAUUAAUGUACAAACCCACACGUCUUUGGGUUGUGAGAGGAAACCAGAGCACUCAGAGGAAAUCCAUGCGGUCACAUGGUGAAUGUGCAAAUUCCACAGCACCUGAGGUCAGGAUUGAACCUGGAUCUCCUGAGCUGAGAGGCAGCAGCUCUACCAGCUGCGCCACUGUGCUGCCUAUUUUCUGUCAUUCUUUAUUUGUUCCAUGAACUGAAGAACCAUUGGUUGGUUUGGAGCAUCAGACAUUGAGGGAGACGUGAAUAAAGCUCAUGAUGAAUAAAGCUGAAUAAAGCAAAUUAUGUUCUAUGUUCCAUGUAUGUUCUAAGAACAGGGAAUGCUGGAAGAGUGUAGGAAGGAACUGCAGAUACUGGUUUACGCCAAGGAUAGACACAAAAUGCUGGAGUAACUCAGCGAGUCAGACAUCAUCUCUGGAGAAAAGGAAUAGGUGACGUUUUGCAUCGAAACCCUUCUUCAGAAAUGCUCAAAAUUUUAGGCAGGUCAGGCAUCAGUGGGUUGAGAAAUAGAGUCAGUGUUUUGGGUCUAGGACUUUUCAUGAGUGGAAAAUGUGAGAGAGCAAAUGUGUUGAGCUGCAGAGAGGAGAAGAUGAGAGAACAGAGCAAAUGUCUGUGAUGUGUCAUCUUCUCCCAACAGCCUGUUUUUUAAUGUAAUUGUUACCUUGGCAACUUCGAUCUGCAUCCUAUCACAGACUUUCCUUCUGUUGCUCCACCUCCUCCUCUGUACAACUUCAAACACGCCUUGCUUAUUCAGGUUUAGGUUCAUGUUAAGAUUUAUUAUUUUCACAUGAACCGAACUACAGUGCAAAGCUUUGUUUUGCAUGCUAUCCAAUUAAAUCAGAUAGUACUGAAGAAGAGUCAUGACCCGCAACGUCAUCUAUCCAUGUUCUCCAGAGAUGCUGCCUGACCCGCUGAGUUACUCCAGCACUUUAUAUCUCUUUUUUGAUUUCUCCCUUAUCUUAUAUUAAUCUUGGGAUAUUCCAGCAGAGGGGAAUGGGGGAAGUGUUCAAUGAAAUACCUUAAAAUUCAAUGGUGAAGGAAAGGUUGGGGUUUGUGGGUUCUAACACUAGAUGUGGUUUUCCAGCUUUGGAAUUAUUUCACAGAUUCUCUGCAUGCUAAAUGAGCUAGAAAAAGGUACCCACAAUUCUAUCGGACUGCCAUCUCUGCUUCAGAAGGUCACAAAAUCCUUUAAACUGUUGAAGUAGGUUUAAAGCGCAGUCAUUGAUUUGAUUGAUUAAAUUGAAGAAUACAACAUGGAAAUAAGCCAUUGGACCCUCCACAUCCACACUGUUUAUAGAACAUCAUAGUCUUCUAGGAAAGUGUGAUAACAUAGAGAACUAGUACUAUGUAAUCCCACUUUCACAUCAACUCCCCACACACUAGGGACAAUUUACAGAGGCCAAUUAACCUGUAAACCCGUACGUCUUUGGGAUAUAGGGAGAAAACAAAGAACUCGGGAGAAACCCACACAGUCACAGGGAGAACGUGCAAACUCCACACAGAUAGCACCCGAGGUCAGCAUCAAGCCCAUGCAGCUUGCGCUGUGAGGCAGCAGCUCUACCCGCUGUGCUACUGUGUCAAUCUGAUAUUUGUAGUAAAUGCAAAAGCCAGUUCUCAUACACAGCUCGUAGUGCCGCUGCCUCACAGCUCCAGUGACAUGAGUUCAAUCUUGACCUCGGGUGCUGUUUGUGUGGAGCUUACAAUAUUAUUUAUUGUAAUUGUUGAUUGAGGUGUUAACUUGGAUACCAGCGAUGAAUCCUUUGCUCUUUUCCUGGAGGAAUGCCAUGAAAUCUUUUAAGUUCUUAUGAGGGAGUAGAUCGGGCCUCAAUCUCAUUUGAAAACAAAAUAUUUUAUCUCCUUUGGCUUAAAUGGCCAGAACAAAGCCAGCUGUAAGGGGGAGGCCAAGUUUUUGGGAUUGUUGUGAAGAGAAAGAAUAUUAGUGAUUGUCACUUCCACGCCAGAAUGGAUAAUUCUGAGAAAUAUAUAAAUUGAAUCUCCCAAAAGACUGCAUCAAACAAAACAUUUUUUUGUAUAUAAAAUUAUGAGAGGCAUAACUAGGGUAACGGUCAGAAUCUUUUUCUCAGGAUGGAAAAAUCAAAUAAUAGAGGGCAGAGUUUUAAGGUAAGAAGGGCAAUGUUUAAAGGAGAUAUGUGGGGCAAUUAUUUUACACGGAGGGUGGUGAGUGCCUGGAACUCGCUGCUGCGGAAGAUGGUGGAGGCAGAUACGAUUGUGGUGUUAGAUACAUUUGGAUGGACAAAUGGAUAUGCAGGGAAUGGAGGGAUAUGGAUUAUGUGCAGGCAGAUAAGGGUUGGCCUUGGCAUCAUGUUUGGCACAGAACAGCUUCUUCCCAGCACCCAUCAUGCCCUUGAGCACUGCACAACAAUGACCACUACCUCAGCAUCUAUGAUCUUCCAUGGAGACACAAGAGACGGCAGAUUCUGCAAUCUUGAGCAAAACACAAAGCACCGGAGGAACCCAUUGGGCCAGGCAGCAUUGUGGAGGAAUGGCAGGUGGGAAGGAAGUUACUCCACUGAGUUACUCCAGCAUUUUAUGUUUAUCUUUGGUUUAAACCAGCAUCUGCAGUUCCUUCCUACGCUUGGGGAGGAAUGGACAGGCGAUGUUUCAGUUCGACAUAAAAUGUUGUCUGUCUAUUCCCUGUCCAGUUGCUGAAUGUACUUCUAUGGACUGAUUCUUUAGUUGCACUACAGGCUUUGGCAUUGCACUAUUAUGAUGAUCUUGUAAUUUGAUUUCUAAUUUGUUGUGUUAAUUAACCUGUUAAGCUGCAACCAGUUAUAAUUUUAUUGUUCCUUUGCUGAUACAUUUGGUACUAUAUUAAACAUUCUUAAUUCUUAUGUAGCUUAGCAUAGAUUUUUUGUUUGAUUCCGCUCCUGUGAAGCUCCUCGGGAUAUUAUCCAUCGUAGGUAAGUGGAACGGCGGCACAGUAGCAGAGCUGGUAGAGUCACUGCCUGGCAGCAUCAGGAACCCGAAUUCCAUCCUGACCUCGGGUGCUGCCUGUGUGGAGUGUGACCAAAUGGGUUUCCUCUGGGUGCUCCGGAUUAUUUUCACAUCCCAAAGACGUGUGCGUUUGUAGGUUAAUUGUUCAAUGUAAAUUGCACCUCGUGUGUAAGGAGUGGUGGAAUCUGCAUGGAGGUUGAUGAGAAUGAGGUGAGUUUAAAAAACGGGAUUAGUGCAGGAUUAAUAUAAAGGGGUGGUUGGUUCUUGGUUGGUAUGGACUCAGUAGGUCAAAGGGUCUGUUUCCGUGUCGUAUAUCUCUCUGACACUAUGUUACUAGUGUCUGAAGAAGCGUCCUGACCACAAAGCAUCGCCUGUCCAUACCCUGUAGGCUUAGGUUUAUUAUUGUCACGUGUACUGAGGUACAGUGAAAAGCUUUGUUUUGAAUGCUUGAUAUACUGUACAAUCGAGUCCAACUCGUACAACAGGUAGAGCAAUGGAGAAGAUACAGAGCACAGAAUAUAUUUCUCAGCAUCGUAGUGAUUCAGGUCCAUAGACAAAGUCCCAUGUCCAUAAUGAGAUAUAGGUGAAUUGGACAGUGCCCUAGCUAAUGGAAAGACUUCAGAAGCCUGAUAAUGGAGUAGAAGCAGUUCCUGAGUUCCUGAAUCUAUCAAAGCUUCUGUACCUCUGCCCAACGGGAGCACGGAGAAGAGGAAUGGCCCUCCUCCAAAGAUGCCACCCUCCAGUACUUUGUGUUUUACUCAAGAUAACAGCAUCUGCAGUUUCUUGUGUCUCGAAGCUGUUAGUGUUGUUGGACCUGCUCUGCUUCCUCCUGUGCUCUGCGUGGUGCUGUGCGUUCACAUUUCAAAAAGCAACUUUCCUUUUAGAUGUGCAGAUCACCCUCCGACCCUUCCCCUCCCCUUCCCUGCGCUCGCUUCAGACUCCUGCGCAAUGCAAUACGUGACUGCGCUUCUGCUGGUGUGUUGAGAAGCUUCGUCUGGUCACAUUAAUAGUUGGGGGAGGGAGGAUGGAGGGGGGGAAGAGAGACAGAAAGAGAUGCAAGCACCAUAACACCGGUCCAAUGCAGCCGAUUGCAGAGUCCGAUCCCGAGGAAAUCCCAGCUUUGAAACCCUGCGUUUGAUCGUUGUACCCGAUGCAUUGAUUGUCAGGACCUGCACAGCCAUGGAAAAUGAUCAAAGUAUUACAACAUGCACAACAACUACCACUGUCAGCACAUCUCCCAGGGCUCAGGGUCCUCAAAUCUCAGUCUACAGCAGCUCGGACCGACAAGCUGUUCAGGUGAUCCAGCAAGCCUUGCACCGACAGCCCAGCACUGCAGCCCAGUACCUGCAGCAGAUGUAUGCCGCGCAGCAGCAGCAUUUAAUGCUGCAGACCGCAGCACUGCAACAGCAACAGCUGAGCAGCACCCAGAUCCAGAGCUUGACAUCCGUCCAGCAGGGAGGCGGACGUCAGUCAUCUUCUCCAACAGGAGGCGCCAGUCAACAACAGAGUGGGUCACAAACCUCAAUUAAUCUCUCGCCUCCCUCCGCUGCCCCUCAGCUGGUGAGUCGCACCCAGACUGCAAACGCCUCGGGCAGUGGCAUCACCCAACAAGCCAUGUUGCUCGGCAACACCACCCCAACCCUCACUGCCAGCCAAGCCCAGAUGUAUCUCAGAGCCCAGAUGCUGAUUUUCACUCCCACUGCUACUGUAGCCACUGUCCAGCCAGACAUUCCUGUUGCUUCCUCCUCCUCUUCGGUAUCUGCACCCACUCAGGUUCAUAAUCUAGCGGUUCGGAGCCAGCAAUUGGGAGUGCUGCCCGCUCCAUCUCCUCAAAGCGUCCCGCUGAAAGGCACGUGUCAGACGCAGCCCCUCUCAAUGAGCCACGUGAAGACAGCCGGCCAAAGUGUCUCCUCCAAGAUCAACGUGUUAGAACCGGGCCCCGAGAACGCCAAGAAAGGGGAGAACCUGACCCCGUCCAGCAUCGAGUCUCGCGUCUCCACGGUAACCCGGCUGCAGAUUCCGACAAGCGCACAGCAACUCAUCGCUCCUGCUCCCUACACCCCGAUGCAGCACCAGUUGAUGAAGCAGCAACUGCCCCAGCAACAGACCCUGCCCAAGCUCCUAAUCCAGCACAGGCCGCAGCUGCAGCCCCUGGCCCCCGAGCCCUGCCCUCCACCCCAUCACCCACCCCCUCCCCAUCCCCACUGCGUCUCGACCCAGGCCCACAGCCAGCCGCUCAGCCAGCCCUCACCCCACCCCUCAGCCCACCCUCAUCCGCAGUCCCAGCAGCAAACGGUGGUGGUCUCCCCAGUCCUGCCCCGCUCCCCACCCCGCUCGCCAUUGCCUCCUCCCAGCAUCAUUGUGCAGCCGCAGUCCCUCACCCCUACCCAGCUGGUCCCCGGCCCAGCCCAUCGCUCGCCGGUGGCUCAGAUCGGACCCCUGCGACAGGCCCGUCCCCCCCUGAACGUCCCUCCCCCCCUGAACAUCCCGGCCCACCCGCUGCAGUCGGUGCGGGCUCUGGCUCUCGGGCCAGACAUCGUUUCCUCCACCCAGGUGCUGCCCCAGACGGUCCUACAUGCCAGGGAGCAGCUGCCCGCUGCCCAGGCCCUGAUCCAGAUGCCCUUCCAGGCUCUGCCUCCGCCUCAGACCAUCGCCGUCAACCUCCAGGUCCACGCCUCGCCCCCUGUUGACGUCCCCCUGGUAUGCUCGGUGGAAGAUAACUGUGACCAGGAGAUGAGGGAGGAGCAUGAAGAAUGCUUCGCAGCUCGAAGAGGAGUCUCACCACUCACCUCCCACUCCGAAUCCUCCAUCUCGGCGGCGGAAGGGGAAACACAGACAAUCGGGAACGUUUGCCAAGAAGGACGGGAGACUCCAGUUGUAACCUCAGCGAGCGCCUCAGUCAUCCGGUCGUCUGCUGAUACACUGCUCCUCGCCAGCGCCUCGGCCCCUGCCUCCCUCCCCGCCACGUCGAAGCCCAGCGGAGCUGCCCACAACACGGGAAUCCUUCCGGGCACAGAUAGCAAGCCACCCCAGGCCAUCGUGAAGCCACAGAUCCUGACCCACGUCAUCGAGGGCUUUGUCAUCCAGGAGGGGCUGGAGCCAUUCCCCGUGAGUCGUUCCUCGCUACUGACGGAGCAGCCGGUCAAGCAGAAGGUGCCAAGUGACGCCCCAGUCUCGCCACCCGCCUCUGCACCUCCGUCAGCCGGAGGAGAAAUGCAGGGCAACACGAGCAAAUCACUGGAGGAGUCCCUCGACAGCGACGUGGAUGAACUGACGGGAGAAGAAGGGAUGGAGGGCAGUGAUCCAGACAUGCUCAAGUGCGAGUUCUGUGGGAAGAUGGAUUACGCUCACAAAUUCAGGAGGUCAAAGCGCUUCUGCUCCAUGUCCUGUGCCAAAAGGUACAACGUGGGCUGCAGCAAGCGGAUGGGGCUUUUUAAAUCGGACAAGAGCUCGCGGUGGAACAGGAAGUCAGAGCCCCAUGUGUUCGGUCGACGGGGGAGGAGGUGCAGUAUCCUCGAAGGAGCAUCAGGCGACCAUUUUAUGAGACAGGUGCCGGUUGGUUUCCCUCCUGCAGAAGAGGCCGUGCCGGCCGCCUCCAACCCUCCGCUUGCCGAGGAGGCCGUCAGUGUCGCCAUGACGACCCGGCGUCGGCAGAACGAGCGGGAGAGGGAGCUGCGGGAGCUGAGGAUGCGGGAGAACUCGGAGUGCAGCGACGUGCUCCAAGCUGACCCCACCCUCUGGACCGUCGAUCACGUGUGGGAGUUCAUUCACUCUCUGCCAGGUUGCAAGGACAUAGCUGAGGAAUUUCGAUCCCAGGAGAUUGAUGGGCAGGCUCUGCUCCUAUUGAAGGAAGACCAUCUCAUGAGUGCCAUGAACAUCAAGUUGGGCCCAGCGCUCAAGAUUUGUGCCCGCAUCAACAUGCUGAAAGAAUCCUAACCGGCAUAAAAGCUGCUAAACUCCUCCAUAUUGCUGAUGUUGAAGAGGACAGGCGUUAAUGUCCAAGCAAAUAUUAUGGAAUGAUUGUGCAUAUAUCUGCAAGGAUAUUGUGCGGGACAGUGACCGCACAAGAUCCGUGUGAUGUUCGCUGAGACUUCCUUCUCUUCACAUGCAGAAGCUCCUAGACCUCAUUGUGACACUUCAAAGAAUGUUGCCGUGGAAGGUCUUUGCCAAAUACAGAUACCUAAUGAUUCAAUUUCCAUGUGUGUGUUGCCAAAGGGGUUUCAGUUACCCGAACGUGACCUCAUCUCAACCAGCAGGACCUACUGCCUCCACCCACCGCUUCCUAUUUUGUGGACACAAGGAACUGCAGAUGCUAGAAUCUGAGGAAAAAAACCACAGAUUUACAGUGCAUCAACCAAGCUGCCAACAGCGUACAUAUGAGGAUAAAGGGAAUAAUGUUUAGUGCAAGGAGGUCCUUAAAAGUCCGAUUGAAGUUAGUCUGAGAAGCCAAUAAGGUAGAUGGUGGUUCAGGAUCGCUCUCUAGUUGGUGAUAGGAUGGUUCAGUUGCCUGAUAAUAGUUGGGAAGAUACUGAAUCUGGAGAUGUGCCGAGGCAGUGUAAAGUGUAGAUGGAGUCAAUGGAAGGGAGGUUGGUUUGCGUGAUGGUCUGGGCUGCAUCCACAAUUCUCUGCAAUUGCUUUCGGUUUUGGAUGGAGCUAUUGCCAAACCAUGCUGUGAUACAUCCCGAUAAAAUGUUUUCUAUGGCAGGUACUUUGAUAAUCUUUAAAAAAACAUUUGGACAGGUGCAUGGAUAGGAAUGGUUCAGAGGGAUAUGGGCCAAAUGUGGGCAGGUGGGACUAGUGUAGAUGGGGCAUCAUGGGCAAGUUGGGCCAAAGGGUCUGUUUCUGUGCUCUAUGACUUUAUGCUUAGCUCUUAGUCACCAGUUUGGCUUAAAGAUUGUUCAUGGAACUAUGGCCCAGCAAAAGCCCAAAGAGGAGAGAAUUAAUAAACUUCAUUACAAGAAUCGGGUGUAUUGGGUUCCACCUCAUCUGGGCUGAUCACAGACAUGGCCGCUCUCAGUUUAAAAACACUGUGCAGACUGGAUGGAAGAUGCCACUGGCUUUGACAUCGCCAUCAUUUUAAAUUAUUAUCCAACACCUCUUCCAUCUGCCCCCCCCCCCCCCCCCAUCCCAAAAUUGAUAUUGACCAUGGCAUACAGUGACACAGCUGGUGAAACCGCUGCCUCACAGCGGCAAUGGCGCGGGUUUGAUUCUUGCCUUGACUGCUGUCUGUGUGGAGUUUGCACAAUUUCCCCUUGAAGGCGUGGGUUUUCUCCAGGUGCUCGGGUUUCCCCUCACCUCCCAAAGAUCUGGGGAUUUGCAGAUGUGGGUGAAUGAGAAAGUGGGAUAACAUAGAACUGGUGUGAAC